This is a messenger RNA of Pseudoliparis swirei, 2843 nucleotides long. RefSeq names its product ankyrin repeat and kinase domain containing 1 (gene ankk1). Bases 1 to 2199 code for a protein of 732 amino acids. The record is from RefSeq and is a predicted model, not a curated record. Gene Ontology annotation, molecular function: protein kinase activity; ATP binding; protein binding. Gene Ontology annotation, biological process: protein phosphorylation; regulation of cell cycle process. The transcript is spliced from 8 exons. NCBI's taxonomy places the organism in Eukaryota, Metazoa, Chordata, Actinopteri, Perciformes, Liparidae. Gene Ontology annotation, cellular component: cytoplasm.
AUGGAUUGCCUCGACGGAUUCGCCGGGCAGUUCAGGAACUUCAAGAAGGACGACUUUGAGGCCGACUGGAUUAAAGUGGCAGAAUGCAGAUUCGGUCAUCUGCACCGGGUCAAGCUCAAGAACCAGCAGAAAAGUUGUGCCCUGAAGAGCUUUGACAAAACCUUGUGUGCAAACAACUUGUACAGGAGAAUAAUAGACGAGGCGCCCAAAAUAGCCACAUUACAAUUCGAGUACCUUGUGUCUAUCUACGGACUGUGCAGCGAGGCGACCGCUGUGGUGAUGGAAUACAUGAGUCAUGGAUCGCUGAACGAUCUCCUAACCAGUCACACUUUGAUGUGGCCCAAGAAGUUUCAGAUGAUUCACGAGGCCUCGAUGGGAAUGAAUUUCCUUCACAGCUUAAAGCCUCCGCUACUUCAUCUUAAUCUCAAGACAUCCAACAUCCUGCUAGAUGAUUGUCUCCAUGUCAAGAUUUCAGAUUUUGGUGUAAUCCACUGGGAGGAGAGCACGUGCAAUACGUUGUUCAUGGAGCAUCUGACAGCAAGAGGAAACAUAAAUUACAUUCCUCCAGAGGCUUUCACUCAGUGCCCCGAUCCUCCAGGAACUGCCUUUGAUGUUUACAGCUUUGGAAUAGUGAUGUGGGAGAUCCUGACUCAGCAGAAACCGUAUGCAGGGAGCCGUAUGACCACCGUCCUCUUACAGGUGUCACAUGGUAAGAGACCCUGCGUGGAGAUGAUACCCGAACGGAAGCCCCAGAGCUGUGAGCAGAUGAUCGGCAUCAUGAGGCAGUGCUGGGACCAGGACCGCAGGAAGAGGCCCGAGUUCUCAGACACUGUGAGGAAGACCCGGUCCCUCAGCGAAGGCCUGAAGCUCCAAGGACCAAUCCACAUGGAGAACGGUGACGAGGGACACACACCAGACCAUGAGCGUCCUGGAAGCGACAGCAUUCUCUCUCUGCUGUACAAGAAGGAAUUUGCUAGUUUCCGACAUUCGGUGAAGAGAGACCACGUACGCAGACAGUUCCCGAGUAAAAAGAGCCUCCUCCACUACACGGUGGCCAGCGGCGAUGCGGAGAGCGUCGAGCACGUCCUGAGACUCGGCGCUGAAGUCAACUGCACGACUGCCGGAGGGUACACUCCUCUUCUUGUUGCUGUUAUGCACAGCCUUCACGGCAUCAUCUUAUUGCUGCUGGACCGCGGUGCAUCCGCCACCCUGGCGGACGAGGAACUGUGGACGGCGCUCCACUUCGCCGCCCAGAGCGGCGACGACAGGACGGUCCGCCUCCUGUUGGACAACGGAGCCGCGGCGGAAGCCCAGGAGACGAACGGCUGGACGGCGCUCCACCUGGCCUGCCAGAACGGACACGAGACCGUGGUGCGCCUGCUGCUCUCGCGGCUGUCGGAGGAAGCGGCCGGCGAGCGCGAGGCCAAAGGCCGGACGCCGCUCCACCUCGCCGCCGCCCACGGCCACCUGAGCAUCGCCAAGCUCCUCCUCUCUCACGGCGCCGAUCCCAAGGCCACCGACCGCUCCCUCUCCACGGCUCUUCACGUGUCGGCCGAGAAAGGCCACAACCGAGUGGUCAGGCGGCUGGUGCAGAGCGAGGCGGACGUGGACGGCGCCGACAGCAGAGGGUACACGCCGCUCCACCUGGCCGCCCUGAAGGCCCACACGGGCAUCUGCAGGCAGCUGUUGGCGAGGGGAGCCCGCCCGGACCGCAGAACCCUCCGCGGGUGGACUCCCAUGCACCUGGCCGCCUUGAGGGGCCACGUGGCCACGGUGGUCCAGCUGGAGAGUCAGGGCGGUCGCGUGAACGCCGCCGGCGAGGACGGAUGGACGCCGCUCCACCUGGCGUGCCACCGAGGCGAGCCGGAGACGGUGGCGGCGCUCCUGGCGGCGAAAGCCGACCCGAACGCGCCGGAGGACGGCAAAGGGUGGACGCCGCUGCACGUGGCGUGCGCCAGCGCCAGUUACUCGAGCGUCCUCCACUUGGUAUCGCAUCACGCCGACGUCAACGCCGUAAACUCGGGGAAGGUGACGCCUUUACACCUGGCCGCCCAGCACGGCUGCGUAUCUAUCGCGAAGGCGCUGCUGCUGCACGGGGCGGACGGGGCGCUGCUGGACUCUUCCGGAACCGCCGCUUUGAACGUGGCCCAGAGGUGUGAAAAAUGGGAAAUAGUGCAACUACUUGAGAAGUUGUCGUGAAAAAACCCCCCAAUGUGAACGUAAGAGAAUCAAAACGAAAACAUCGACAUAUUAUCCUCCAUUUGAGUGGCGUUUUUAAAGGAUCGGUCGGUACGAUUUAGUGACAUCUAGUGGUCAAAUUGAGUAAUUUUCACAUCGUUCACUUCUCUGUUUUGCCGACGCAUCGUGUGUACGUGCUUCUAUGUGUGUGCGUGUCGUUGGAGGGAGCUUAGGCAGAGAAAGCACCGGAAAGGCUCGCUUAAGAAUAACAUUAAAUUAUACUGAAACGUUAACAAAGUAAGAAUAAAAAGCACCAGUAACUAAAAACACAUCUUUUCUGACUGUACAUGGAAUAAAAACAGAUUCGCACUUCAGUGGCUCUUGAAUGGCACUUAUAGUAUUACUCAUGGUAUUACUUAUGGUAUUACUAAUGUAGUACUUAUAGUAUUAACUAUAGUUUUACAUAUGGUAUCCCACCCUUUUAGAUAAUGUUUGAACCGCUUAUGUUAGAUUAGUCUGUUCUGGGUUACUGUGGAAACACGGAGGUGUUACAUGGAGGACUAUAUACAUAUAAAUGGCUGUCUUUGCCAAAUGAAACACAACGAUUCUCAGUUCCAGGUCAUCAUACACAAAUGAAAACAUAUAGUUUUGCAUAUUAUAUUACA